Messenger RNA from Colletotrichum navitas, 3182 nucleotides. RefSeq names its product kinase-like domain-containing protein. NCBI's taxonomy places the organism in Eukaryota, Fungi, Ascomycota, Sordariomycetes, Glomerellales, Glomerellaceae. Gene Ontology annotation, biological process: mRNA cis splicing, via spliceosome; peptidyl-serine phosphorylation; peptidyl-threonine phosphorylation. Bases 442 to 2907 code for a protein of 821 amino acids. The transcript has 5 exons. Gene Ontology annotation, molecular function: ATP binding; protein serine/threonine kinase activity. The record is from RefSeq and is a predicted model, not a curated record.
AGCAACACCAGUGCUUAAGGCCAGAAAACCGUUGAACCCUUGAUCGCUGAAACACCACACACACACACACACACACUCUCUCUCUCUCUCUCUCACAGUUUCAUACACACAUCUCGUUGUCGGCAGAUAACAGCAUCCUUCCUUGACGUUGCAUAGCCAUCACCUCUUCUCGCCCCCCUCUUUGCAGUGCCCUUCUGGUUUUCUGGUGUCGCCUUGCUUUCCUCUUCCCCUAUGAGCUGAGUCGACACAGUCAUCUGGUUCGCAAACAAUUCCUGCCGCGCAUCAGUCUUUUGUUGAUCUCUGCUGACACGUCGCUGCUGCUUUUCGCGAGCAAAAAGACCUCGGGGACUUCUCCCCUGGCGGAUACUGCUGCAAUCAGCACACAAGAGACACCGACGUUUGAGCAGGCUGUGGAACCACGCUUGCUGUCGCAUCGCACCGAUGGCGUCGAGUUCAGACGAAGGCGAGAUCAUGGAGAAUGACGCCGUGGAAUUGAAGGCAUCUUCACUGCCGAAGAAGUUUGAAGGAAACGGUGUUGACCGUCAAGACAGAACCCGAAAUAGAUACUCGGCCUCCAAAUCUCCCGAGCGCGACAAUUCCGCCAGGCACUACAACCCUCCGAGACGGAGCCGCUCGCCCCCGCCACGCGGCUUUAAGCGCCCCCGCGACGAGCGCGAUUACGUCGGCGGAGGACGACAGGACACGCGACGCUUCCGUGUGCACUACGAGGACGGCCCACGAGACGACUACCGCCGCUCCCGCGUUUCUUACGAAGACCUGGACCGCCCCUCCUCGCGUGGCUCGAACCACAGUUACGACGGCCGUGACAGGAACCGAAGCCGAGAUAGAGAUACAUAUCGCGAGAGAGACAGGGAGCGCGAUCGCGAUCGAGAUCGUUACCCGGACAAAAGGCCGCGCAAUCGCACCAGAUCACCGUACCGUCCCCCACACCACGACCGAGGAGGCCGGGAUGAUCACUACGGCAGAGAUGGCGGGCGCGAUCGCCUUACCGACUCGUUCCGUGGCUUGAAGUACGACGACCACCGAGACCGAGACUCGCGGAAUGGGAACACGCCAUCGAACGGGGUCGCUGUAGGAAAGGAUUUUCGCGCUGCCAGAGACGAUGCUAAACCUGUGAAACACUCUGCAGACGACAAGAAAUCUGCUGCGUCUCCUUCUCGAGACCGGACCGCGCCCCAGGUGGUUGAGCCUGAACAUGACUAUGACGAGCCUGAGGAGCCAAUGGUCAUUGACGAGGAGGCCGAGAUUGAGCGUCGGCGCCGGCGCCGUGAUGAGUUGCUUUCAAAGUCCAACUCAGCGACUCCGCUGCUUGUUCAUGCGUUGCACGCGGCUGACAAGCCGGCUGUUGCCUCCCCCUCACGAGAAGUCACACCAGGCACACCGGGCAUGGGCGAAGUAGGCACUCCAGGCACAGAUCUCGGAUCACCCGCUCAAGAAGGGAGCUCACCUGGUGCUCUUGAGAUCGUGAACGAGAACGACCUCAUGAACAUCCACGGAGGCGGAGAAGCCACUGAAGAAGACGGCCCCUCAGCAGCGGAUUACGACCCCACCGUUGACAUGAAGGAAGACGAGAGGCGCGACGAAAUGAGACACGGUCAUGUUGGCGUGCACGGCGAAGCUCUCGAUGCGCAGACCGAGGCGCAGCCCCAAGAACAGCCCCAGGAAGCGCCAUCGAAGAAGCCCACGGGUGACGAUGACGACGACGAUUUUGACAUGUUUGCCGAAGACUUCGACGACGAGAAGUAUGCUGCUCCCAAUCCUGCCAAGGUGGCCGUCGUGGAUGAGACCAAAGCUUCGCCCGCUCUCGCUCCGCCCAACGGCGCCAUCCUCGAGGGCGACGACAAGGAUGGCUACUACAAGAUCCGCAUCGGUGAGAUCUUGAACGGCCGAUACCAGGUCCAGUCCACCCUGGGUAAGGGCAUGUUCUCUGGUGUCGCGCGGGCCGUCGAUAUUACGAACAAGAAGCUGGUCGCCAUCAAAAUCAUGAGAAAUAACGACGCCCUGAGGAAGGGUGGGUUCACCGAGAUAGCCAUUCUGCAGAAGCUCAACGACUCCGACCCGGAGUGCCGCAAGCACAUUGUCAAGUUUGAGCGACACUUUGACCACAAGGGACAUCUGUGUAUGGCGUUUGAACACCUCAGCUUGAACCUGCGAGAAGUACUGAAGAAAUUCGGGAAUAACGUCGGCAUCAACUUGGGUGCGACGAGGGCAUAUGCUCACCAAAUUUUCAUCGGCCUUGCUCACAUGCGGAAAUGCAGUAUCAUCCAUGCCGAUCUCAAACCCGACAACAUUUUAGUCAAUGAAAGCCGAACCGUACUCAAGAUUUGCGAUUUAGGCACCGGUAUCGACAAGUCCGACGCUGCGACGGCACACAACGAGAUCACCCCGUACCUCGUCAGUCGCUUUUACAGAGCACCCGAGGUUAUUCUCGGAAUGCCCUACGACUAUGCCAUCGAUAUGUGGUCCAUCGGCUGCACGUUAUAUGAGCUGUAUACGGGCAAGAUCCUCUUCGCCGGCGACAGUAACAACCAGAUGCUCAAGACCAUCAUGGAGAUCCGCGGAAAGAUCACGCCCAAGCUAUACAAGAGAGGCCAACUGUCAGCGAUGCACUUUGACGAGCUGGGCAACUUUGUCAGCAUGGAGAGGGACAAGGCGCUUGGAAAGACAACCGCCAGGGUCCUGCCCAUGGUCAAACCGACGCGUGACCUGCGCACCCGCCUCUUCGCCGCAUCGGCGGGAAUGAACGACGCUGAGACCAGGGAUCUCAACCAUUUUGUCGACCUGCUCGAGCACUGCCUGACGCUCAACCCGGAAAAGAGAAUCAAGCCUGCCGACGCGCUGAAGCAUCCCUUCUUCACGUCGAGGGUUGCCCCGCCGAAGCGGUAGGGUGUUGGUCAUGACCAUGUCUAGGAAGACGCCCAUCGGGGGUGGUCGUAGCAUCCUUGGGGCGUUUGUUUUGUUGGACGUGACUGCUGGGAUCAUCUCGUACUCUCGCGAUUGGUGCACACGACUGAGUCGAGGGCGUUUGGUGGCGCGGGUUGUACAACGAGACUGCAAGCUGCGUCCUUUACCGCGAUGCGCUGGCGACAGAGUAUACAGAAGAUGCUUAAGGCAACUAGGAAUUACAAAAUAUCCCACAAUAUACCAUUCUACUUACAUCA